UUCAAGAUCUCAGUGACAGAUAUGUGCCCAACACCAUAAACCAACUUACUUUUAAGUACAUGAUGUGCAAAAUGGAUUCCAGCACAGAUUCAGACUCAGAAAUCAGUCCGAGAUGGUCUGACACCAGUACUCUGGGAUGUAGAAGCAGUGCAACUUCACACCGAACAGCAUCUUCAUACAAGUUUGCAGGAAGACACGCCUCUCCUUCUUUGCUUUUGGACCCAUAUGAUGGGAGCUCUGAGGAUUCUGACCAGUCAAACGCUGGUGCCAGCAUCAGCAGCAGGCAGACAAGGCAGCAGGGAAAAGCCGGUGGGUGUCGACUGUCAGGCCGAAGGAGGCGACCAGUCCUACCUCAUGCUUUGAUACCUCAUGCUUUGACCCUCAGUAAAAUGAUGAAAACUGGGAAGAGGGAUUCUUUAAUAGAUGAGCACUCUGCAAUCAGAUAUGACAGUGAUGUCCAGAUGGGAUGUGGAGGUGACCCUGAGCUGUGGGACUGUGACAGGGACGUCUCUGGAAACACUGUAACACACCUCCAGACUACGGCUAUGGAGCUGCAGCUCAACGACUCAGGCUUCCACAUGAGAUCUUCCACACCCAAACGUCAAACCUCAGUGGGAAAAGGUUCAGUACAGAUGCUGAACAGCUGCUUGGAGCGAUCAUCAUGCAACCUCAGAUCUCCGUUCAAGAGAAAGGUGGAACUCCAGGAAGCUGAAGUGGAUCUGGGGCCAAGAAAAAGGCACUAUGUCGAGAACAUGGAGGACGAACAUGAACGAAAGGACUGAACAAAAACCUACUGACAGUAAAACUGUAGUUAUUUAGAAAUGCAUUGAAUUUGCUCAUGUAUGUUC
Messenger RNA from Nematolebias whitei (Rio pearlfish), 848 nucleotides. RefSeq lists its product as uncharacterized. Lineage: Eukaryota; Metazoa; Chordata; Actinopteri; Cyprinodontiformes; Rivulidae. Bases 60 to 782 code for a protein of 240 amino acids. The record is from RefSeq and is a predicted model, not a curated record. The transcript is spliced from 5 exons.